Phytophthora nicotianae INRA-310 is the source of this 1997-nucleotide messenger RNA. Its product is annotated as Atypical/ABC1/ABC1-C protein kinase. The record is from RefSeq and is a predicted model, not a curated record. NCBI's taxonomy places the organism in Eukaryota, Oomycota, Peronosporomycetes, Peronosporales, Peronosporaceae. The transcript has a single exon. Gene Ontology annotation, molecular function: ATP binding; protein kinase activity. Gene Ontology annotation, biological process: protein phosphorylation. The coding region runs from base 133 to 1758 and encodes 541 amino acids.
UGCGCGAGUGCCCACCUAUUGUGCAACAUUCACGCCAGAUCCUUUCGUCAUUCGAUGUUACGUGAAUGUGAUUCGACUGGAGCAACCUUCCAAUAGCCGCAGUACGUAAGCAGCCACUAACCAUCCAGGUACAUGGUGCUCGCCUUCAUGCUGGGUCGGGGCGGCGCCGUGGCUAGAGCUCGUCCACCGUGUCGUCUCCUUCGUACCGUACACAAGUCUCAGCUGUCGACAUGGCCACGUUUGGUUCCGCAUCAAGCGCUCGUGGCACAUUCAAAACUCUGUUUCGACAUCCGCGCACGUCUCGCCCGCGAUGCCUGGACGUGCCGCAAUGCGGAGCUGCUCCGCGUGUUCCCCAGAAUACUGGCCACUUCUCCGUCAAACGAAUCUCUAGUGCAGACACUACGUCGUUUGAUCCGCGUGGCGCUUCACUUCGCCAAGCUACUGGGACUGGCGCUUCCACUAGCACUCACGGCUCCUGUGGCUUAUUCGGCCGGUACGUUGAUGCCUACAGUUGUAGAACACUGGUGGGAGCUUGCUUUAUGGCUGGCGCAAUAUUCCUCUCCAACUGUAAUGAAAUUCCUGCAGUGGGCGAGCACCCGUCGCGAUAUGUUCCCUGCGUCAUUCUGUGACCGAUUCGAGACGUUCCACGAGCACGCACCGAUGCAUUCGUGGGCACAGACGGAAGAUGCAUUAAAAAUGGCGUUUGGAGACAAUUGGAGAGACGUAUUGGAGGUAGAUGAUCAUCCAAUUGGCUCUGGCUGCAUUGCACAGGUGUAUCGAGGUCAUAUCAAGGAGACGAACGAACAAGUGGCAGUCAAAGUCAUCCAUCCUCACGUAAAGCAAAUGGUGGCACUGGAUCUACAGCUUUUACGGACUUUUGUGGCAAUAUUUGAAGUCAUACCGACGCUCCGAUGGCUCGGAGGAAAGGAUAGUGUCACGGAGUUUGCGUCCCUUAUGGAGAGACAGCUGAAUCUUCGCACGGAAGGUGAGAAUCUGACCUUGUUUAGUGAACAUUUCCGCAAUCGCAAAGGACUUCGCUUUCCCGUACCACGCAUGGAUUAUACAACAGAAAAUGUAUUAGUGGAGAGCUUUGAAGAUGGUCUACAUUUCAGUGAGAUCUUCUCACAAAUGGAGCUGCCACGUCGGAAAGCUGUGGCUCGCGUCGUGCUGGAAGCGUAUCUUCGGAUGGUUUUCCUUGAUAACUUUGCGCAUGGAGAUUUACAUCCAGGAAAUCUUUUGUUUGACGAGCAAGAUGGCGGUAGAAACUCGCGGGUGUCGCGUUCUGAAGCCAUUCGCAAUGCUGGUGUGGUGGUGAUUGAUGCCGGUAUCGUGACGAAGCUAGAGCAACAAGAUCUGCGUAAUUUUGUCGAGUUAUUCCACGCAGUAGCCACAGGGAAUGGGUACAAGGCUGGUGAGCUCAUUGUGGCAAGAAGUAAGGGGCGAAUAGGUCCAAAUGGAGCUAUCAUUCCGACCAAGUGCAAAGAUCUCGAGUCUUUCUGCACUGGGAUGGAGCGGAUUGUGAACGACGCACUGAGCUGGCGACUCAGUUUGAAGAAGGUGCAUGUGGGAGCACUUCUCCGCCAAGUGAUGGAGCUUUGCUGUACACAUGAAGUGAAGCUGGAGGGCAAAUACGCCUCCAUCGUUGUCUCCAUUGCGGUAUUGGAAGCGGUUGGCCGGAAACUUGACCCGGAUAUCGACAUCUUGGCGGUUGCUCUCCCGAUCAUCACACAGUCACUCGUCAAGAACGUAUUGAGUUGACUCUCAACGAUAGAUUUUUGAUUUUACGAUAGUUUGCUGAAUGCUGUGGCAUCGAUACGAGUGCAGGAAAAAGAAUUUGAAAGCCAACGGUACCAUAGUGAAGUGCACUCGUACGUUUUACAUUUGUAAGGAUACAUGAAAUGUAAUAGACCCCACUAUCUGCUUACUUCUCUGCGGUGUACACGAAAGACGAAUGAACCGAGAUGAUUGGCUUGGUGUAGUGACGCUGAUAACCACGG